AUGAAUUUAUGGACGACAUUCGUGCUUUUAUUCAUGAUUGAUGAAACUCGUGGCUGUCUUUCCUCGUCGAGUGGUGGAUCGUUUUAUGGAUAUGGGGGCUCUCGUGCAGCUGCCUCAGCUGAUGAUCCGAAUGGAGGAAUAGAAGGAGGAGGGACACCGGAGACAGCAUUCUACGACGAUUCACAAUCAAAAACGAAAACAAAAGGGAUCACUUUUGAUGAAUUCGAGACGAGGAAAGGACAAUGCGAAAGAGCACAAUUCAAAGAAUACACAGCUGGCGAAAUGAGAAACAUUGCGACAAUUGUCGAUUAUCCACAUAAAUCCGAGCUCUCUGUGGGCGAAGGCGGUCGUCUUUCGUGUGGUUUCGAUCAAGAAAGAGAAUUCUGUGCCUGGUUUAAUAAUGGGUCUGUGAGCUUCUCCAAGGCGAUCUACCGUGAUGCCUUCAACCGGGAGCGCUUUGAUUGCACGAGUCCCCGGGGUUUCGGCUUUGAUGAAUAUUUUCUGUUGGCUGGCGGAGAGUCGUUGUCCGGAGAAGAAGAGAAUCGAGUGGCAAUCCUCCAAAUCGAUAUCCCGUGUCAAUUGGGCGAAGGGACACUGAAAUUUGAUUUCUGGACGAACAGCUACAGUGUCCAAUUGAAAGUUUGCAUGCAAAUCGAGAAGCAAGAAGAGCCGAUUUGUGAGUACAUGACAAACCCGGAGAACCCGUUGACAAUUCCAUUUCCCGGCUCGGGUGAUCCAUUCAAAUUGUGGAUAGAAGUGAACGGUUUGGAUGAGAAAUCGAUCGUUUUAUUGGACAAUAUUCGAUACGAUGGACAGUUGUGUCAAAUGAAAACCGCAACAACCGAUCUACAGAGUGCGCAAAAAGAUGCUCGCACAUUGUCGAUUUGUGAGGUUCUUCCGUGCAAUUUCAAUCACGGAAAUACCUGUUUCUACAGUCUUAAUGGAAUUGGAAGCACAUCACCAUGGCUGUUGAGCGAUCGUUUUUUGGGGAAUAAACUCACAGGAGUGCACAAAGAUGAUUACAAUGAUAUCGAUAGAAAUUUGGGUUAUGUCUAUGUGGGAAACGACUAUGCGCAGACGGAGGAAGAGGUUUUCGUCAUGGAAUCCCCGAAAUUCGUGAAUGAUCGAAGUGACGUUUUCCUCAUUUUCGAUCUCUUUCUUCGAUCCUUCGGGCCACAAUUGAGAGUUUGCAUCGAUUCCUUCGAUUAUUGCCCUUACUCGAAUCCACAAGUGAACAAAACGAAAUUCUGGUUUAUCGAUCAGAAAGUUUAUCUGCCAGUUGGAAUGAAAAAAGUCUACUUCAUUGCUGGCAAAGUGCAUAAACAUCAAUUUUUGGCCGUCGACAACAUUCGAUUGGAAAAAGAGGGAAAUCGGGGAAAUCCGUGCAAGAAAUUCGGAAGAACUUCGCGAUUU
Molecule: messenger RNA, 1413 nt
Organism: Mesorhabditis belari
Lineage: Eukaryota; Metazoa; Nematoda; Chromadorea; Rhabditida; Rhabditidae
Source: the annotation of a GenBank genome assembly